This is a messenger RNA of Ciona intestinalis (vase tunicate), 1371 nucleotides long. The record is from RefSeq and is a predicted model, not a curated record. Lineage: Eukaryota; Metazoa; Chordata; Ascidiacea; Phlebobranchia; Cionidae.
CGAGAAGAUUAAAAAAAUUAACUUGAAUUUGAUAAAUAAUGUUCAAAUUAAAAUAGAACAUGCGUUCUAAUGUUCUGCUUUAAAAUAGGAACUGCAUAAGAGUGCACAAAAUUGUCAUUUUAUAACUAAAACAAUCGUAUAGUUUUAUUGGUCUACUAUGUGUAAAAACAAACAUUGUAAAAUCUACUGCCUGCAUGUCGUACCAAUUGGGCAGAUCACUUCAUUUGUAAACAUUCUGUAAAGAGGGUCGUAAAACGAAACUGCGAAAUACAGUUGAAUAGAUUUGAUUGGGAAUACAGUAUUGAAUCAAGUCAGAAAUUCCAAGAAAUUAGGCAGAUGUUCAGAAGUAGGGUCUUAGUACUUCUCUUUAGAGGGUUACUUCUACUCUCAGCAUUUACAGCGUGUUACUCGAAGCAAUAUACACAAACGUUUGUUUCCAAUUCCAACUUCGAUAACCCUGAAAGAUGGGUCGGACACGGCGUGCCGUGUGCAGAGGACAGCAUCGUAUUUAAUGAAGACCAGGUUGUGUCUAUAUUUGUUCAGACCAACGCCAGCAUAAAAGAAUUGUAUUUUCCUUUGAACGGCGAGUUUAUAUUCGCUGAUGGAGUUGUAUGGAGUGCAGAUGAAAGCCUUUCACCAUGUGUGGGUGACGAUCACGGCGAUCAUGUUUUGACUUACAAUUCUGAUCCUUACAAUUGGUUUGACAUCGGUAACUGGCAGGGUAGCGACGAAAACGGAGACGAACUGUCAAGCAAAGAUUUAUUAGACAUUGAAAAGAUUCCGUGUGAUUUCGACACUGCAGCAUUUCCACUUAAGCAAUCAUGGAUGGUUUCGAUGCCAGAAGAUAUUAAUCUACACCGGUUAGUUAUUUGGAAUCAGGAUUUCGACAGCGCCACAUUUUCCAAUUAUCGAACAACCGGCAGAGGGCGCUACCAGUUCACAGGCAGUGGUGUAAUAUCUGCUGAGCGAGCCAUAUGCAGUGACGUAACUGGAUGUGCAUGUCGUGCGGGCGACAGUCUUCAGAGUCUAAUUUGCGGAAUGGUCACGUGUUAUGACGUCAGCUGUUCUCUUCCGAUCUCUGCAGCCGGCCAGUGUUGCCAGCUGUGUGGAGCAGUGUUGACCAUUUCUUACACACAAGCUUAUAGGGAAAGCGCAUUGCAACAGCUAAUGGUCGACUUGGACCAAAACGUUCAGUACACAGGUGUGCAUCAUAUACUCUCAAAAAUUGACUCCUACUCAAGAAAAUUGGAAAUUUCGGAGCCUUUUGUUCAGGUUUUAAUAACGGACGAAAACACGGGGACUUCUACUGGUUCUAAUGCGAAGGAUUACGCAACUGCAUUGUACAAUAAUAUACUAGCUUGUAAGACUUAG